AUGGCCAAGCCAAAGCUGGUGGUGUUUGACUUGGAUUCUGCAAAUCGGAAGCAAACUAAAACUCAACGGCGAAUCCCGAGGGAGGGUCGAUGGACCCGAGACGUCAACUCUGGCUUCCCUUUGCUGCCAGACCUGCGGAGCUUUUCCAGCGACUUCUGUUUACGUCUCUUCGCCCUCUUUUUCCGGCGGGUUGGAGCAGGUAAAUAUACAAAGUCCGUACCUGGGGAUUGCGCGGUGCUCCUAUCGGUUUGUAUCAGCCCCCGAGACACACCUCAGUCUGCUUUCUCUUGCACCCUCCCCAGCACCGGUGAAGUGGCAGGAGCCAAUCAGCUGCUGAAUCUCUUCAAGCUGGACUCCUACUUCAUCCAAAAAGAAAUAUACCCAGGGUCAAAGGUCACUCACUUCACAAGGAUCAACCAGGCUACCAGAACCCAGUUCUCAGAGAUGAUCUUCUUCGAUGACGAACCCCGGAACAUUGUGGAUGUCGGGAAAUUAGGUGUACUCUGCAUCCUGGUCCAGAAUGGGAUGACCCUGAAACUGCUGCAGGAGGGUCUGGCAAAGUUUGCACACGAUCAGGAGAGCCGCAGCUGAGACCUGCAUUGGAGCGAAGUGGUGGUGGGUGGGGUGGGGGUGGCUUGUUUAUACAAUACUUAUGAACCUGCACUGGAAUCCGAGCGACCCACGAGCUGUUCUGUUCGGUGCGUGUAAACCCUUUUAAAACUCGUCUCCUUCUGCUGAGCUUUUUGAAAGCUCGCUCGCUCUCUCUCUCUCGAACGCAAACUGUCCCGAGAUUGAGAAGAGAGCGGCAGACAGAGAGGAAAAAAAAGCAGCAGCAGCGUUGAAAUUUGGGGUUGAGACGACCAGUCAGGGAAACCUUCUGCUCCUCAGUGGCCUGUUACGGAAAUCGCUCUGCUCUGCAGAUUGACUUAAUCUGUCUGUCGUUCUCGAGCUCAGUGCGCGGUACCGUGAGGAUAUUCAGUGUGUUGGAGGGAGCUCGGAGAAGGGGCAGUGGACUGAUGCGUGCGAUGAGGGGUCACAGUUUAAAAAUGAGGGUGUGGCAUUUAAAACAGGCGAGAAACUGUUUCUCAGGGUGUUGACAUUCCUUGGCGUUCAGUUUCUGCAGAAGGCAACUGAUAUGUGACAAAAUAAAUAUUUCUAAGGGUC
Chiloscyllium plagiosum (whitespotted bambooshark) is the source of this 1164-nucleotide messenger RNA. Lineage: Eukaryota; Metazoa; Chordata; Chondrichthyes; Orectolobiformes; Hemiscylliidae. The record is from RefSeq and is a predicted model, not a curated record.